AUGCUCUGGGCACCUCUGCCUCUCUACUGCCACUCCAGACCCUCUACAGGUGGUUGGCAGCCCCUGCGUUUUGAUGGUGGUGCCUUCCAUCUCAAGGGAACAGCGGAGCUGGCACGGGCUUUGCUGGUGCUCCGCCUAUGCGCCUGGCCCCCCUUGGUCACCCAUGGACUAGCGUUUCAGGCCUGGUCUCAGCGACUCCUGGGCUCGCGGCUCUCCCGCACGCUUCUCCGAGGAUCCAUCUAUGGGCAGUUUGUGGCGGGGGAGACAGCAGCGGAGGUGAAGGACUGUGUCCAGCAGCUGCAGGCCCUGGGACUCCAGCACCUGCUGGCAGUGCCCACGGAGGAGGAACCCGACUCCGCUGCCAAGACCAGUGAGGCCUGGUAUGAGGGGAACCUCAGCGCCAUGCUGCGCUGUGUGGACUUGUCGCGAGCUCUCGUGGACACCCGCGGCCCAGCCAGAAACAGCCUCAUGCAGCUGAAGAUGACAGCACUAACCAGCACCCAGCUUUGUAAGGAGCUGUCAGCUUGGAUCCAAAGGCCAGCAGGCUCCUCGGAGCUGAGCCCCGAGAGGCUGGCAGACGCCAUGGACUCAGGCCAGGAAACCCACAAACGACUGGUGCGGGAUGCUGAGGCCGCACACAAGGCUGGCCUGGCGUUUGGGGUGAAGCUGGUACGGGGCGCCUAUCUGGACAAGGAGAGAGCCAUGACACAGCUCCAAGGGAAGGAAGAUUGCACCCAGCCUGACUAUGAGGCCACUAGCCGAAGUUACAGCCGCUGCCUGGAGCUGAUGCUGCGCCGAGUGUCCCGUCAUGGUCCCCUGUGCCACCUCAUGGUGGCUUCCCACAAUGAAGAAUCCGUUCUCCAGGCAACUAAGCGCAUGUGGGAGCUGGGCAUUCCUCCAGACGGGCCGGUCUGUUUUGGACAACUUCUGGGCAUGUGUGACCACGUCUCCCUGGCACUAGGACAGGCUGGAUAUGUGGUAUAUAAGUCUAUCCCCUAUGGCUGCCUGGAGGAGGUGAUCCCCUACCUGAUUCGGAGAGCCCAGGAGAACCGGAGCGUGCUGCAGGGUGCCCGCAGAGAACAAGCGCUGCUCAGCCAAGAAUUGUGGCGGAGGCUGCUGGGAAGGAAGGUCUAA
This is a messenger RNA of Cricetulus griseus (Chinese hamster), 1134 nucleotides long. The record is from RefSeq and is a predicted model, not a curated record. NCBI's taxonomy places the organism in Eukaryota, Metazoa, Chordata, Mammalia, Rodentia, Cricetidae.